This is a messenger RNA of Thecamonas trahens ATCC 50062, 1851 nucleotides long. RefSeq names its product AGC protein kinase. Gene Ontology annotation, biological process: protein phosphorylation. The transcript has a single exon. The coding region runs from base 1 to 1785 and encodes 594 amino acids. Gene Ontology annotation, molecular function: protein serine/threonine kinase activity; ATP binding. NCBI's taxonomy places the organism in Eukaryota, Apusomonadida, Apusomonadidae. The record is from RefSeq and is a predicted model, not a curated record.
AUGCGAAAGAGAGGUCAUCUGAGGAAGAACUGGCGGACAAGGUUCUUCCAGCUAUACAUCGAGUCUGAGGAGAUUCUGUACUUUGCAUCGGCGGCGCACAAGUGGAAUCGGAACAAGGCCAAGGGACGGAUUCCGCUCGCUGAUGGCAAGCUCUGCAAGGUCCCAUCCAAGCGGUUCAAGAAGCACAAUGUGUUUUGUGUGACUACUGCCAGAGGAGUCGACUACUACAUGGAGGCCCCGACCGAGAAUGAUCGCGAUGCAUGGAUGGAGACCAUCGACUAUAUCAUCAAGGGCAAGGGCAGGCUCUCGGGCGACUCGCUUGAUCGGCUGCCCGAGGACAUCGACUCGGUCGCCAUUGUCGAGGCCACCAACAUCAAGUCCUCGGCUGCUGCUUCACCGUCUGUCUCCCGCACAGACGAUCCGUUUGCCGGUUCGGUCAUUCUCUCGUCCACCCUCUCGUCGGCGCUCCUCCCGCCGCCGCCAGACCUCCCGCCGGGCGUCUCGCAGUUUUCCGACGACGACAACGACGACGACAACAAUGACAACAACAAUGACAACAACAAUGACGACAACAGCAGCACAACCGUGCCUGUUGCCGCUCCCGCUGCCUCUGACGCCGCUAGGCUUGGCCCCGGCGGCCGCCCCGGUGGCUCUGCUCCGACCCCGUCGUCGGAUGCGGUGUCGGCCGCCGACUCGGCCCCAGCGGCCGCUGCCGCUGGGGCGCUCGGCCCCGGUGGCCGUCCCGGCGGCAAGUCCGGUCGCUCGGCCAUGCAAGAGUACGAGACAAUCAAGAUCAUCGGCAUGGGUGCGUUUGCCAAGGUCAUUCUCGUCCGCAAGCGCUCGACCGGUGCGUUCUUUGCCAUGAAGGUCGUGCCCAAGUCACGGCUGCGGUCGAACAAGCACCUGGUUGAAACCCAGAAAACGGAGCGCAACGUGCUUGCCCGCGUCGACCACCCGUUCAUCGUCCGCCUCCACCACGCCUUCCAGUCGAAGGAAAAGCUGUACCUUGUCCUCGACUUUAUCAACGGCGGUGAGCUCUUUUACUGGCUCAACGAGGAGGGCGCGUUCUCAGAGUCACGGGUCCAGUUCUACGUGGCCCAGAUGGCGCUCGCCAUCGGCCACCUUCACUCACUCGGCGUCCUCUACCGCGACCUCAAGCCCGAGAACGUGCUCCUCGACGCCUCGGGCUACAUCCGCCUCACCGACUUUGGCAUUUCCAAGCAGACCUCGGACGCCGGCUCGGGCCGCACUUCGUCGUUCUGCGGCACGCCCAACUACAUGGCGCCCGAAAUCAUCGCCGGUGGCAUGUACGGUCGCUCCGUCGACUGGUGGUGCCUCGGCAUCCUCAUGUUUGAGAUGCUCGUCGGCCGCCCGCCUUUUAUGCUCGACGCCUCGGACACCAACGAUGUCAUUUUUGAGCGCAUCGCCCGCGCCAAGCGUGCAGACGUCACCGUCCCCUUCCAUGUCUCGGACGCCACCCAAGACUUCCUUUACUGCAUCCUCGACGUCUCGCCCGCCCACCGCCUUGGAUCUGGCAAGAACGACGUCGCCGACGUCCUCGCCCAUCCCUUCUUUGCCGGCCUCGACAUCGACGCCGUCCUUGCCAAGCAGCUCACUCCCGAGUUUGUCCCCGUCGUCACCUCGGCCGAGGAUCUCUCCAACAUCGACCCAGAGUUUGUCAACAGGUCGCUCACCGCAGACGACACAAACUGCGUCUCGGUCGCGCCGGGCAAGGGCCUCCACACCUUCCAAGGCUUCACCUUUGUUGGCGAGAAGACGUCCUGACCCGUCUCACCCGCCCCCCCCUUCCCCCCUCCCUCUCCGCAAAACAAAUUCCAACCCGAUUCCUCG